Molecule: messenger RNA, 1418 nt
Organism: Oldenlandia corymbosa var. corymbosa
Lineage: Eukaryota; Viridiplantae; Streptophyta; Magnoliopsida; Gentianales; Rubiaceae
Source: the annotation of a GenBank genome assembly
AAAAAAAACCCUAGAAUUCACAAUUUCUAUACACUCUUUUGAAACUUUUGACUCUUCUAACGCACACUUAAUCGAAAUUAACCAUUAGCCACCGUCUCGCAGACUUAAUCUGACUGCGCCACCCGCAAACGUUUUCCAUGGUAUAGGAAACGGCGUCACUUAGUUGAAAUCAAAUUCAAAUCCUUUUUUAUGGUAAUUAAUACCUCUUGCCCCUUCUUUUUGCAAUUCUCAAGUCCGAUGAUUGAUUCGAAUAGCUUAUUGUCUUCCAUCUUCUCUCCCGCUUAAUCAUCCUCGUCUUUCUGUUCGGAAAUAAGCAGCUUUGGUGGAACUAAGUUAUCAAUCUUGCUGAAGAAGAUGAAGAGGAAGAUGGUAGACGGGAUUUCCGAUUUUAGACUCUCUAAGUGUGCAAAAAGUGAGCGGUCUCUUGGGGAUCGUAUUAGUCUGCUACCAAGUGAAAUUCUUGUUCACAUCCUAUCUUUUCUGACGCUGAAAGAAGCUGGCAGAACAAGUGUUCUGUCAAAACGUUGGAUGGAACUUUGGGCCUUUGUUGUGCAACUCGAUUUUGAUGCUUCUAAGGUGUCAUCUUUCGGAACUCCUCUCUUUCCAGAGAAAAGGCAACAAUAUGUUGAGUGGGUGGAGAAGGUCCUGGAAUCGCACAAGGCCCCUGUAAUUAUAAAGUUCAGAAUUUGCUUUGAGCUGAACAAAUACUUCCAAAAUCUUGUUGAUAUGUGGCUUCACUAUGCUUUUUCUAAGAGAGUGGAAAGGCUGGAAGUGGACUUGUUGAGAGUUGGCCACCCCUUGUGUCCUUCUCCGGAACCUUGUCAUUUUCCUGCUGGGCUCCUUGACCAGAGUAGUGACAAACGUUCAGAGGAAUCUCAUUAUAUUGACUAUGGCAAAAGCAUUCAUAAUGUUGUGAUUACCAGAUUUAGUUGCCUCAGAUCAUUAUCUUUAUCAGGGGUAGUUGUGACUGGAGUGGAUUUUGAUCUUUUCUUGCUCAAGUUCCCUUGCCUUGAGUGUCUGAUAGUGCGGAGCUCACACUCACAAGAUAUGUCAGCUGUUACAGUUUCUGGCUCAUCUCUUGCACUCAGAUAUUUGGAGAUAACUUAUUGUAAAUAUUUACAGUCUAUUAUCGUGCGUGAUACUUGUCUUGUCUCCCUUAUUAUUACACGGGUUAGUAAUUUGCAGCUUGAAAAUGUUCCAAGGCUUGUAAAUGUGCGUGUUUCUGGAUGGCUGGUUAGAGAAAUAAUUCCACAACUUUCCAGCUUCCUGUCGAGACUCGAGGUUCUUACCUUACAUUUCGUAGAUGAUGAUGUCAGAGAGGUUAGUAUCUAUUUUUAUUCAAUAGAAAUUGAUUUUUAGCCAAAGUAUAUGUUAGUUGUAUUAAUUUUAUCAACUACUCUCUAUGCUUUCUUAUAAUU